GAAAACACCAUUUGUAUCGAAUUUAGAAACAAAACGAAUGAAAGUAAACGAUGGAUAGAUGGAAUUGUACGCCUGUUGGUUACGAAUUUAGAUGUGGAGGAUGCAAUUUCAAUACUGAUACAUUUUAUAUUCUACACCAGCAUCUUACCCAGCACAGAGAAGGUGGCAGUUACUUUUAUCAUCAUUCUAUGAAAACUGCAUUUCCAAAGCAUGAUUUUCUAUGUAGGGAAGUUCAAACCAAUGAUGCUGGACUGGGUCCACUGUUUUCUGCUUUGAAAUCUGCUGAGACACGAUCAAUAGAGACACAGACUGUAAUUAAUGAAUUAGAAACAUCAUGUACACAAACUGAUGAUGAAAAUCAACUUGAUUAUGGGACUGAUUUAAACAUUGACAUUAAUGAUGCCUUUAAUGAGAAAAAGUUUGCAGCAAAAUAUCAUGAAAGGAAUGGGUGUAAUACAAGCUUUAAUUCAUCAAUUAGAGAUAAUGUAGAAGAUACAAACAUCUUUACUGAAAAUCAUGUGGUAGUCAAAGAAGAAGUAGACAAUUUUAGUGAUGGAAAUACCCUUCCUUAUUCUCCUAGUAAGCACAGUAGAAAUGGGGAUACAGACCAAAGUGAUGUAGACUUAACCUCGGAUGAUAGUGAUAUAAUGAAUGCUGAUGAUGUUGUCAUUUCAGAUGAUGAUAUGAAUAUUUCGCUCUUCAGUGCAGAAAAAAAGAAAAAAGUGAAAAAGAGAAGUAAAGAUAAGAAAAGUAAGAAAACCAAGAAGCUUUUAAAGCUUUUUGACUCAGCUAGAAAGUUGUCAAAUCCUGCUGCAGAUAAUUCUUAUGCUGAAAGCGAAAAAGGAGAAAACUUUAAAGACAAGAAACAAAGAAAGAAGUAUACCAAACGAUCAGGUAUUGAAUAUUACAACUGUCUUGUUUGUCCGCAGAAGUUUGCUUGUCAGAAAAGCUGGAGUGUACACAUUGAAAGCAAACAUCAUGAUACAUACCCUGACAAAUGCCAGCAGUGUUCCAUGGUAUUCAGUAAGCCUGAGGAGCCGAUGACCCAUGACUGCCAAAUGUCACUGCGCUUUAAUCAUGUCUGUUACAAAUGCCCCAAUAUGAUUUGCUUUAAGUGGAAAGAGAACCUUCGUCAACAUAUAAAGGAUGUGCACAAUGAUGUUCUUCCAUACAGUUGUUCAGUAUGCAACAAAUCUCUCAUAUCUGAACUAGAUUUGAACAGUCAUAUGGUAGAACAUGACUCUUCUCUCCUAAAUUGUACAAUUUGUAAGAAACAUUUUGCUUCAUAUAUGAACUUGGAGUCUCAUAUGUUGUUACAUAAGCGGAAUCACAUUUGCGAAAGAUGCGGAAAAUGUUUUGACAAUAGAGAAAAUUUUAAGCAUCAUUCCUGGGCAUGUAAGGGAAAGUUUGCUUGUAUUCAGUGUAAUAAGACCUUUUGUACUAACAAUAGGUUAAAAGGACAUAUGUUGAUUCAUAGCGGAGAAAGACCUUACAUCUGUGAACAAUGUGGUCAACCAUUUAGGAGCAAGGAAGGUUUGAAGUCGCAUACAAAGUUUAUUCAUACUGGGGAAAAGAAUUACAAGUGCAGCCAUUGUGAGAAAGUGUUUACAAACUCGACAACUCUAAAGCGGCAUGAGAGAGUUCACUUGAAGAUAAGACCGUUCUCGUGUGACUAUUGCAGCAAGGAAUGUUCCACACGCUGGAAUCUCAAAGCUCAUAUGAGACAGCACAAUGGGAAGAAGCCGUACAGUUGCGUCCAUUGUAGGGCAGGUUUCGCUCACAAUGUAGCGAGGAAAAACCAUGAAUCGAAAUGUUCAUAUGCAUAUAAAACUGAUAUACCAAUGAAUUUCACAAAAGAUUGGGGUGUACAGGGAAACAGUAAUUUGAUGCAAAUAUAAUUGUCAGUUAUGGUCUUCCUAAAAUCUUAACUUUUCAAGUUUGAAAUAUGCCUUUUCGUUUAAGUGAUCAGAAUAAAUAUUCUUAAUUUAUAUAUACAUGUAUAUAUAUUUUUUUCUCUACUGAAUGUUUCAAAGAGGCUUUCUAUAUUCCUAACAUGAAACUUCAUUUUGCUUUAGAAAGUUCAUGUUCUUUUUUCAAAAUAUUUAAGGAAUGUUACGUAUUAAAAUUAUUGUGAAAAAUAAAUGUCUCUUGAAUUAUGCAUAAAGUAAACUGUGAUAAAAUAACUCAGCAAAUAAUAAGAUGUUAAGUAUAAACAUUUGUUGUUAAGUUUAUUUAUUAUAAUAAGAAUUUAUUGACAUGUACAAGUACACAAAUAAUAAUAAUAAUAACGAUAAAAUUGUAGAGCUAUGCAUUAAUUUUACAAAAAAAUAAAAAAUAAAAAAAUGUAAUUUUUGAGAAUAUUUUAACAGAUGAGAAAUAUUUUUAAGUGUUUUAGUUUGUAAAAGGUUUUUAUUAUUCAGUAAUUUUAAAUAAACAUAUAAAAAUGUAUCUUCAAAAAGUUGUCACUACAUGUAAGUGGCAUCAGUAGUCUUAUCCCUUGUAAAUUUUUAAAUGUACCAGAGCACUUUAAUGAUGUGUUCAAUAGAUAAAGGUGUCCAUAUAUUCUAUGCAAAUUGCUUUUAAUAUGAAUAAGUUAUUUCAGAUGGCAAUACAAGUAGUCAAAUUUCUAAUUGGUCUUAAAUUGCAUUUAUAUUCAUAUUUGAUAAAAGCAUUAAUUCCUCUUGCUGUACGAGAUUGAAAUUUGUUUUAAUUCGGUGUCACUGUCAUGGUUGGUUCUAAUAUAAAAAAAGACAGUACUGAUAUAGUUAUUUAAGAAAUAAUGUAUCCCAAACAGUGAUUUUAUCGUUCAAUAACAUCACUGUUUGAGGUUUGGAUGUGAGGCAUUAUAUGACAAGGACGUAGCCCGAGGGAUAUAGCGAUGUAUGUUUGAACGACAAACAGUGAUUUUAUCAAGCGAUAAAACCACCGAUUUGAAUAUAUUAUUACGAUUCUAACAUAACAUCAACAAAUAAAUGCUGUCGUACUUGAGUCUUGAUAUUAAGUUAAAUUAUGCCUGAUUUGUUUCCGUACCUAUUUUCAGCGUGUUGCAUAUUUAGUUGUUACGUCACAUGUAUAAUGAUUACAUCACAUGUCUAAAUAUAGGACAUCAACAGUGACUUUAUUGCAUAAUAAUACACACUUUUGAAAGUUUUGGUUCUUCAGUAUUAAAUAGGGAAAAAUGCGGGUAGGUUAGAAUACUGGUUAGUUAUCCAAGAAGGCCAGUUUGGUAAAUGAACCACCGAAAUAUGACUAAGAAUGUGUUAAAAUCAGAAAAACAACAGAAAAACAAAUAUGUGGUUAGGAUAGGAAUUAUUCUUAAAACAAUUUGUAAGAAAUUUUAAUAAACUUAAAGACUUUCUGUAACAAUGCAUUUUAAGGAGUGACCAAUUAGAAAUUUUGUUAAGAGUAUUUAUAUGCAAUUCAUUAUACUUGUAAUACAUAAUCUAGUUAAUUUUUUCAAACAGUGAAAUAGAUAAAAAGACCGAAAUUCUUUGCUGUAUGAAAGACUUGAUUAUAAUUCAAGGCAGAUAAUUUCCUAGGUCAUGGCCAAAAGCAAUAAAAAUACACUUGGUUUUUAGCUCACCUGUCACAAAGUGACAGGGUGAGCUUUUGUGAUCGCUUUUCGUCCGGCGUCCGUCCGUAAACUUUUACUUUAAAUGACAUCUCCUCAUAAACCACUAAGCCAAUUUCAUCCAAACUUCACAGGAAUGUUCCUUUGGUGGUCACCUUUAAAAAUUGUUCAAAGAAUUUAAUUCCAUGCAGAACUCUGGUUGCCAUGGCAACCAAAAGAAAAAACUUUAAAUAUCUUCUUUAAAAAAACCCUAAGAGCUAGAGCUUAGAUAUUUGGCAUGAAACAUCUUCUAGUGAGUGUCUACCAAGUUUGUUCAAAUAAAAGCCCUGGGGUCAAAAUUGGCCCCGCCCCAGGGGGUCAUUGAUUUUCCCUAUAUGCACAUAGUAAAAACUUAAAAAAUCUUCUUUUAAAGAACUCAAAGAGCUAGAGCUAAGAUAUUAAGCAUGAAACAUGUUCUAAUGGGUGUCUACCAAGUUUGUUCAAAUAAAAGCCCUGGGGUCAAAAUUGGCCCCGCCCCAGGGGGUCAUUGAUUUUCCUUAUAUGUGUAUAGCAAAAACUUAAAACUCUUCUGUGAAAAAACCGAAAUAGCUAGAGUUAACAUAUUAAGCAUGAAACAACUUCUAGUUAGUGUCUACAAAGUUUGUUCAAAUAAAAGCCCUGGGGUCAAAACUGGCAUCGCCCUUGUGGUGUCAUUGUUUUUAACUAUAUGUGUAUAGUAAAAACUUUAAAAAUCUUCUUUGAAAAAACCCAAUGAGCUCAGAGCUUAGAUGUUUAGCAUGAAACAUCUUCUUAUGAGUGUCUACCAAUUUUGUUCAAAUAAAAGCCCUUGGACUAAAAUUGGCCCUGCC
Messenger RNA from Ruditapes philippinarum (Manila clam), 4419 nucleotides. Its product is annotated as zinc finger protein 528-like. NCBI's taxonomy places the organism in Eukaryota, Metazoa, Mollusca, Bivalvia, Venerida, Veneridae. Gene Ontology annotation, biological process: regulation of DNA-templated transcription. The record is from RefSeq and is a predicted model, not a curated record. The coding region runs from base 51 to 1898 and encodes 615 amino acids. The transcript is spliced from 2 exons. Gene Ontology annotation, molecular function: DNA-binding transcription factor activity, RNA polymerase II-specific; RNA polymerase II cis-regulatory region sequence-specific DNA binding.